Gasterosteus aculeatus aculeatus (three-spined stickleback) is the source of this 3718-nucleotide messenger RNA. NCBI's taxonomy places the organism in Eukaryota, Metazoa, Chordata, Actinopteri, Perciformes, Gasterosteidae. The record is from RefSeq and is a predicted model, not a curated record.
GGAUGAUAAGAAUGAUGUAUUAUUGUUGCAUUGAAUGGGUUAAUAUAAGGUAAAAUAUACUUAAAAUGUUCAUAAAAAGGUAAAAGUUAAAAGGCACUAAUGGUCUGUAGAUCAGUGAUUCAUUGUUCGGUGGUUUAAGUUUAGGUAUCAGUGCAAUCAGAUUGAUUGCUAAUGCCUCAUUCAGGGACGAUCUGUGAGCGAUUGCUAAUGCCUCGUUUUGCCUAUGAACGGAGCGUGUGGCUAGGGUCGUUCAUUACAACUAUGGCCGACACUGAGCUGCAUCGUGUCCGUGUCGUUUGUCAUAUUUCCUCUUUUACAGGGGCGUAACAUUUGGAGGCACCGCUGGGAUAGUGUGCAGCGUGGUUUAGCGUCUUCAACAGAUGUCCCCCGCCGUCACACAUCCCCUUUAAACAACCCGGAACAUCAGAAGCAGGUGGCGAAUCAGCGAUAGUGGGAGUCCGAUUGUCUGGGGCAGCUUGCAUGUGAUCUGAGGUAUUUCUGCAUACCAGGAGAGCUGCUAUUACUACCCGAAGAUUAAAAGGUACCACUUCACUGCUAGCACCUACAUCUGGCUGGGAAGAUGGAGUCGACCGGAUUAGAGGAGUUACAGCUUGAAGUAAUAAGGGCAUUGUGUCUGUUGCCCCGAGAGAGUUUGGUGGAGCUGUGUGACUAUCUAAUCAUUGCCGGAGCAGAGUUUGAGCAUGUUACCAACAAGGGCCGAACUGCUCUCAUCACACUAAUUUCAAACCACAUACAGAGAGUAGAGCUAGAAGAGCUCGAGGAUGAAGGUAUGGCUGGCUUACUCCAUCUUCAAGACAAAAUUUCUGAGCUCCAGAUAGCUGGUAAAGCUGGCCCAUCAAAACCAGUAGGUGAGCAACAGGAUGGAGAGGAGAAAAGAAUAUUGGAGGAAAUUGAGGCCUUGCAGCUUCAGUUAGCAAGCACACAGAAACAGAGUGAGGAAAACAAGCCAGAAAUGAGAGGAAUUAAAAGCAUUACCCCCACCAGACAAUCACCACAGAGUGUAGUCCACAGUCCUGCACCUCACCCAUGGCAAAAGGAUUUUAAGAUUGCUGGCCAAAUCGGUGAGCCCGGUCAGAGAGACAAGCUGACUUUUUCGAGCCUAGCACGUCAAAUUGAACAUGGCUUAAGCAAGGGGUUUCUGGAACUCGAGAUAGCAGAUGCAGUGAUAAGAGCGAUAUCUCCAGGCAUGCAACUCCGCAGCUAUUUAGAGGGCAAAACCAACCUAACCUUACCCAUGCUGAGGCGAAUACUCCGAAGUCAUUAUCAAGAGAAAAGUGCAACCGACCUUUAUAAGCAGCUGACCUCAGAGGUGCAGGGCAUCAAAGAAACCCCACAGAACUUCCUAAUUCGCACUUUCGACCUGAGACAAAAAAUUUUGUUCGCUUCGCAGGAAUCUGAGUCAGGUCUCCAAUAUGACCCUGGGUUAGUGCAGAAGAUGUUUCUUCACACUGUGCUAACUGGCCUGCAGAAUGACAACAUCAGGCGGGAUCUUCAGCCUUACUUGGAGCAAACUGACAUCGCUGAUGAACUGUUGCUUGAGCGAGUGAAUACAGCAUGUGCUUAUGAGACCGAGAGGCAGAACAAGAAAAAAUUAUCAGGACAACAAAGACCUGUUACCAUCCAUUCAGUGCAGUCCAGCGAAGCUUCUGCUGAAAAGAAUGAAAAUAUACCAACUCAACAAAAGUCUAAAGUUUCCCCAUCUGUUCUUUCCCAGCUUGAGGAAAUUAAAUCUGAGAUGGCUCUGUUGAAAGAUCUUAGAGCUGAAGUGUCUCACAUUAGGGAGUCCAUACAACCACCGCCAGCAGGGGGGGCCGAUGGCGCAUUAGGACUGCAAUUCUCAGGUCAGCAGAUGCAGGAUCCGCCACAGGGCUACUGGUUUUCUGCGGGCUCCAGACACAGAGGAGGAACUGCUCAGUAUCAGCAAAGGUUUGCCCCACAGCCCAACUUCCCCGCAUCACGUCGUGAUCAAAGGAGAAAAUGUUUUAGUUGCCAACAGAGUGGCGCUGAAGAUUAUUGCACGCACUGUUAUAGGUGUGGCAGCAGCGAGCACUUUCUGGCUGGUUGUCGAGCAAGGGGACAGAGACAGUUCGGAGGUGAGGCUUUAAACGGGGGAAGGUCACUCGCACGGGACAGGGAGUGACUAGUAAUGUAGCAAUGUCCCAGCAAUGUGCAUCCUGUAAGAAAGUGUUUUGCGAGUCUACGCCAUGUCAAGUUGAUAAUUUGGCAGCACACAAAAGAGAAUGUCAAGCACUCCCAUGUAUGACUACAAACACCGCUCCAAAGAAGGACAAAAGGGCAAAAAGGGCGCCAUUGGUAGGAGGAAAACACAUUGUUGAUUGCUUCAUCCAAGGCCAAAGUGUUCAGGCUCUGUGGGACUCAGGCUCCCAAGUGACCAUAAUUGAUGAGAGAUGGAAAGAAACACACCUGCCAAAUGCAAGACUAAGAGGCAUAACCGAAAUUCUAGAUACAACACAGACUUUUGACAUACAGGCAGCAAAUGGGGAGAGUAUGCCAUACACUGGUUGGGUCGAGGUAACUUUUAGAUUAGCUUCAGGAGCUGCAUCCAACACAGAAGUUAUUGUCCCCACACUUGUAAUGAAGGGUGGUAAGCUUGUCCAACCUAUCAUUGGGUCUAAUGUGAUUAGGAUUAUUAUAGACAGUGAGCUGAAACAGUCAAACACCACUGACAGGGAAGGGUUAAGUAGAACAGUAAGGGCAGCCUUUCCAGGACAAGCAGCAGCCUUUGUGGAGCAGGUAACUGCUGCGGUAGAACAAGUCAGCACCACACUAGGGGAUGAGUAUAUCGUCAGGACAAAAAGGGGGAGGAUUAACAUACCAAAACGCACAUCAGUCAGAGUUGAGUGUCAUGUAAACAUGGAUUCUCCACAUGAAGACAACAUAUUUCUCUUCGAGCCAGAUGUGAACCCCCGCUGGGCAGAGGGACUUGAACUAUGUGACAUGCUGGUGAAAGUAGAUAAGGACAGAAAAAAACCCUCUAUUAGUGUAAGUGUGCAGAAUAUUACAGACCAUGACAUGAUGUUACCAGGGAAAACUGUAGUCGGGACUGUCCAGCAGGUCCAAACAGUCUACCCCGCCUCCAUACUAGAGGGGUCACGCCCUCCGCCUUCAGCUACAACAAAUCACAUCAGCGCUGAAAAGGAUCUGACUACAGGCAAUGUUUGGGAUCCACCUGUGGAUUUGGGCCACCUCAGUGAGCCAGAACGUGAGAUAGUUAGCAAGAUGUUACGAGAGGAGUGUGCCUCCUUUUCAAGAACAGAGGAUGAUAUCGGUUGUAUCGAAAAACUUCAACUCAGCAUUUCCCUGAAAGACACGGAGCCUGUCGCAAAAGCAUACCUCUCGGUGCCUAAGCCACUUUAUCGGGAAAUGAAAGACUACUUGAAUGAUCUCAUCGCUCAGGGUUGGGUGGAGAAGUCUAAUUCACCGUAUGCAUCACCAGUCGUGUGCGUUCGAAAGAAGGAUGGGAGUCUCCGACUGUGCAUAGACUUUCGCGAAGUGAACAGAAAGACCCUCCCUGACCGCCAGCCUAUCCCCAGAGUGCAAGACAUAAUGGAUGGCCUCGGAGGAAACUGUUGGUUCUCUCUGUUAGAUCAAGGGAAAGCGUACCAUCAGGGCUUUAUGACGAAGGAGAGCAGACCCAUAACCGCUUUUGUCACACCAUGGGGUCUUUAUGAGUGGA